GCCAUGGGAUUCUGCGCCGCGCUUGUAGCCCUGCAGAGCCAAAGACACCCCAGACAACAGACGCCCUCCCGCAGCGUAUAGCAGUGACUCCGGCUCGCCUGCGCCCUAGUUUACAGUAUUUAAUGUUAUAUAUUAUAUACUAUUUAUUAUAGCGAUUUUGAUACCUCAUAUUCUGUUUACACACCCUGAACGCCGCUCAGUAAUUCUCUUAUCAAUCCAACCACUACUCGAGAGCAUGGCAUCUACCGUGGCGACGCUGAUAGCCAGCACCGCGUCUGUUCCCCCGGCGCAGCAGUUCCUGUGGAUGCUCAUCCUGGGCUUCAUCAUCGCCUUCGUCUUGGCCUUCUCCGUGGGAGCCAAUGAUGUGGCAAAUUCGUUUGGCACAGCUGUGGGCUCAGGCGUGGUGACCCUGAAGCAAGCCUGCAUCCUCGCCAGCAUCUUCGAAACUGUGGGCUCGGUCUUACUGGGGGCGAAGGUGAGCGAGACCAUCCGCAAGGGCCUGAUUGACGUGAACAUGUACAACUCGAGCCAAGAGCAUCUGCUCAUGGCUGGCUCAGUCAGCGCGAUGUUUGGUUCUGCUGUGUGGCAACUAGUGGCUUCAUUUUUGAAGCUCCCCAUUUCUGGGACCCAUUGUAUUGUUGGUGCAACCAUUGGUUUCUCCCUCGUGGCAAAGGGGCAAAAGGGUGUCAAGUGGUCUGAACUGAUAAAAAUUGUGAUGUCUUGGUUCAUCUCUCCACUGCUUUCUGGUAUCAUGUCUGGAAUCUUGUUCUUUCUUGUGCGUGCAUUCAUCCUCCGCAAGGCAGACCCAGUUCCCAAUGGUUUGCGAGCUUUGCCAGUUUUUUAUGCCUGCACAGUUGGAAUAAACCUCUUUUCCAUCAUGUAUACUGGGGCACCGUGGCUGAAAUCUCCUAGAAGGUGGCUGGCCUGCGCCCAUUUCAGAAGGCUGCAGGCUAGUGUAUGCUGAGUUAACCUAGAUAGUUUUUCAACCAAAAGAGACCUGCUCAGAUUCUAAAUCACUACAGACCUUUCCUCUUUAGUCUUCACAGGAUCCACCGAUAAUAUAUGACCUUCUCCCUCCCUUUUUCUUAUCUAUGUUAAAAAUGCUGGAAUUGAUACCUCAACCACUGAAGAGUCACUAGUUAUAUCUGUUCUUCAAUAAUCAGUCAUUUAGGACUGGCCUGCUGGAUAUCGUUUUUCUCUCCCAAGUGGAGCCACUUUUGUUUCUAAGUGCUAAAUUUACUCCCCUGAAUCUGCUUGAAUGAGAAGAGUUGGGAUGCUUAACACCUGGUCUAAGUACACUUGGAAGAAGAAUCCCAGCAGCUCAGAGGAAAAGUAAUAUGUGAGAGCGUAAAGGUCGAAACGGGUGCUUUUAUAUGGGACUGAGGCAAGGCAUGAGUUAACUUAUGGUGCUCCUGUUUAAUUAGCAACUCCAAGAAGCUGGUAACUUAGACCUUGUCAGACAGGAGAGUAGCUUUGGCAUCUAGGCUUACUUGGCUGCAGGAUUCAUGACUCUGUAAGUUGUGGCUUUUAAUAUUUGACUGACCCACUGGAAGAAAAACACUGUUGCCGCCGGGGGCACCUGCAUGUAUAUGUGGUUGUAGAGAGAGACAGACAGCUAAAACAGUGUGAAGCCAUUUAUUGUUACCUUGAUAUCCUUUAAAAAUAUUUUAAAUGCUUAUUGUGUCUUACUAAGACUAAUGGGUUGUGACUUGCUUUUUAAAGUCUCACUGAAGUAAUAAGUCACUGACCAAAACAUGGAACGAACAGUAUUUUUAACCUUGCCUUUAUUAUUGGAAUAUCAGUAAAGAAAUAGAUAACUUUAUGAGACUAUUGAUCUUGGAGAAUACAAGACUCCUUACUAAAUAGUGCAGGUGAAGGGUUGCAUGCUGAAUUUCCAUUCCAUUGCGCAUGGAGUUCUUCAUGUAAAACCAAAAAAUCUCCCAUGAGGCUCAUGUAUGUUUUAGUUUGUGUGCUGAAGUGCAGGAAAACUGAAAGCAGGAUUAAAAUGCAUGCAGUCUUACUGCCACCAUAGAACUUUAGUUGUGAAGGGACUUCAAUUUAUAUCUGAUUUUUAAAAGGCUAAUUGUUGGGGAGGACAAUAGAAUUUCCAUUUUUAAAAGUAAUUUAAUACCUAAUGAGCAAAGUGACACAAACCAAGCAGUCACUAAGCUGUUGUCUGAGCUGCAUGCAGGUUUUCAUAGCAUAUCUUGGAUUUGAGCAGUGCUGUUACUGGGCCACCCUUCCCUCUCUAGUAGAGGCUAGUUGCUUGGAGCCUGUUGGUAUGCAAGUGAAAAGCAGGUGAGGACUCAGUUUACUGAUCCUUGAGCCACAUGCAAAGUAUUGGUGGCAAUUCUCUCUCAGGUUUGGCUUGUUAGUGAAAUUGUUACUAGACUUUUCCUUUGUGAAAAAAAUUAUUUAAAAUAUUCUUGAACUGAUUGUUGUAGGUAGAUGUCCCUGUUUUUCUUACUUUAGCUUGAUAAUGUUUUCAGAGAGUUGAUCAGGCUUUUCUCAAGGCCUGUACAGUAGACGUGGUGACUUUCCCAGAGUUAUUUCAGCAUGAUAUGUGUGGGUGCCAGGCCCUUUUUUUCUAAACUGUGUAAUCUGUGUGUGCAGAUGAACCGUGUGGCAGGUGGACUUCAGGAAUGAGGUGUGGGGAGUAGAAUGCUUCUGUUUCAUAGCUAGUCACAGGUCGUCAGAGGAAAGCCAAGAAAAAGAAGAAAAAGGCAGUAUUUGAAAAGCUGAGUCUGCUGGUGUUUGGGCCAAAACUGGUGUGGUGUUAAGAUGGUCAUUGGAGUUUUCUCCCAGAUUCACGUAGCCAAGGCAUAAUAAGCUCUGGAAUUAAAGCUAGCUACAGCUGUCCAGGGUGACGGGCUGGCUUGGGGAAGCCUCUGUCCCACAGGAGGGUUUGCACGUUAUUGCAGGGGCUGUUGCCCUGGGGUUUUCAAGAUGCACCAUUUUAUCUCCUAGUGCUGGGCUUUGACAAACUUCCUCUGUGGGGUACCAUCCUCAUCUCGGUGGGAUGUGCAGUUUUCUGUGCCCUUAUCGUCUGGUUCUUUGUAUG
This is a messenger RNA of Ictidomys tridecemlineatus (thirteen-lined ground squirrel), 3061 nucleotides long. The record is from RefSeq and is a predicted model, not a curated record. NCBI's taxonomy places the organism in Eukaryota, Metazoa, Chordata, Mammalia, Rodentia, Sciuridae.